CUUCUCAAGUAUUAGCGUAUUUUCGUUUUUAUUUAGAAUAUCUUUUGAUUUACCUGUAAUAAAUAAUGUAUAGGUAGCUUUAACCUUAAAGUCCGAUAAUCUUUAAAACGUCGGCAAGUGCACUUGCAGUGUUAUAUAAACUAUAGAACGAAUCAUAUCGGCGAUCCGAUGCACAUAGCUACAUAGUACGUCAGUGCACGAAUGGUGGCUGUAAGAUAAUGGAUGUGGACGCUCCUAACAUAUUGAAAAGGUGCAGCAGCGCACCUCUGAUCAAUGAGGCGGCCUCCACAGCGGCCACGUCGCUCACGACCAACACGACACCCAGGAACACAUCGAUCUUUAGUAUGUUCUCGAACAAUAAUCUGUCGAGGACGCGACGUUUCAGUAGCGGCAGUUUCAGUCCUAUGUCGCAUACGCCUCAGGUCACUCACAAUAUUGCUCAAUUCGAAUUCCAGGCCCAAAACGCGUGGGGCCCUCGGUUGGGUCGCGUGAACCAACUGCGGGCGGAGGAGUGCGCUGACGUCAGCAACACGCGUGAGGUCGCGCACGAGCGGGAGGUCCACACCGCCAUGCAGAUGGGCCAAUCCUGUGAAGACCUCACGCUGGCCGGCCUAGCCAACUCCCCUACUAGGAUACCUAGGUUCUCAACAGCGGUGUCGCCAUCGUCGACGCGCAAGUACACGACUCGACGGAGCCUGUCCCCGAUCGCGAUCAGAGCGUCGAACUUCAGUCCGGUGAGUCGGCCCACUGUGCUCAUAGGGAAGCGGCGCUGCGACGACGCCGACUCGCCGCACUCGAAGCGGAUGUGCACCGCGGACAGACUCACCCCCUCCACCCCGGGCACCCCGGACUCGGACUCGCUCGAGUGCACCUUCAGGCCGGUCUCGCCGCGAGUCCAGCCGAUGAUCGAGGCCCAGGACCCGCCGGAGAACCACAAGCGAUCGAACCCCAGCUAAUAUUUCGUGAUGCAGUUUGGGAAUUUCGAUCUGUUGAUAAUCGAGACGGCCGCGUUCUUGUGGGCGCUUUGUCUUAGUUUGUGUGUUUAAUAAAAAAAUGUAAAUUUAAUAAUUAAUGCGUGUAAAUUAUUUUUAAUGUUUUUGCAUUUAUAAUGGAUUGCCAUAGUAGUGCGGGAUACGAUCAGUGAAAAGUAACAAUUGUGAGUCACAAAUCGAAAUUCCCAAACCGAGCUAAAGCCACGAGGACGUUCUACAAUAAAACGUAUGUUAGGUUUUUAAGUUUGUUCCAAACAAUAUACGAAUAUGUAAUUUGUAAGUUCCCGAGCGGGAUCCCGAUUCGGUUUCUGAGUAAAAGCUGAAGCAUCUCUCUCUCUCUCUCUCUCUCUCUCUCUCUCUCUCUCUCUCUCUCUCUCUCGUUCUCCCGGAUGUUUUUGUCGUCUCAUUUGUUAUCGGGUCGCAUACAUAAUUAAUAAUGUCAUAAGAAUAAUUCCAAUUUUCAUAUUCAAUGUUUCGCUGAACUCACAGCGUAAUGUAUUCAAAACAAAUCGAGAUCAAACCGACAAUAACACAACAGAGCGUCAAAGAAUAAAAAAAAUAGUAUUUUUCAGAUGUCAAUCAGACAAAUUAAAAUUAUUAAUUUCGGCUACGUAUUUUAUCCGUCUACCUUCAAAAUCAAUCGGUUUUUUGCAGAGAUAUCAAUUUACUCAGAAACCGUUUUAAGACGAAAACUAUAAAAACAUCCUCCGUCCUACUUUCACAGUUAAAAAUUCAUUGAACUAGAGCGGGACAGUUGUUUGGUUUUCGUCUUCUAUUUGUUUAUAAGCCAAGGAAUGAACGCGUCUAACCUGUUAUCAGCCAAAGCAUCUUGUAUAUACUAGUUGUAAGAAAGUUCCGAGCGAACGACUUUAUUUGUAUAUAUAAUAUUUAAUGAAUAAAAUGUUAGUCGUAAGCAAUAAUAUUAUUUACUAAUGCGCGGUAAAAACCUUGACCCGAUUCAGAAGAUACACGAUUAUUUCCUCAGGUCUCUGCAUUAAGAUUAGAGUUUAGGAGUUAGUAGAGUAUUAAUGUAGAGACAGUUCCUAUCGUGUGCAACAUUUUAUACCAAAAAAGUAGGCGCUGAUUCGAAGGAGCCGCCGGACGCAUGCGGCAGGACGGUGUCGUCAAACGUCGGGAGCGGUCAUUCAACUGUCGGUUCUCAGCUGUUUGUGAUGUCAUGUAAAUUACCUCUCUCGAUUAAAUUAACUUGAUUUUAUAAUUUCCUAUUACGCAAAGGUUACUUAAAUAAAAUCGUAAAGUUUAGAAACUCAACAUUACACAGGGUUUUUAUUGCGCUGAACAUAAAUGUCAAUUUGCAUUGAUUUUGGAGACGAAAUAGUCGCGUAGUAAUCGUAUUUUAAUUUGACCGUGUAAAAACAACGUUCUUUUACAUUGAACUGUCGCGUAAUAGAGCAUGUUGGGUCCUAUAAUAGAAAAAAAACUGUUUAUUGUAAUUAUUACAAUCUGUGCUCGUGUUUUUUUUUACAGUCUACGAUUUAUUUCGUAGAAUUAUUCCAUUUUAAUUUAAUGAUUUUAAAGAAAGUUUCAUUUAUUAUUAUAUAAUUGUGACAAUACACGUAUUUAACAUUUAUUUUUUACAAUUCAUAUCCAACUAACUACCUAUUGGGUAGGAACUACAUACGGACCUCUGGUGAAUGAAUCAGACUAGUAUUAUGUAUAGUUAGUACCCGGUGAUGUGUACAGUCGGCUGCAGAAUUGCUUCGAAACAUUUAAUUCCAUUAUUAAUAGUAUUAUUUUUCCCCUAUCUAUACUCUGGUACCUAUAUGCCUAUAGGGGCUAUUCCAGCUACGCGCGGACGGGUAGGUGAGCUCACGGGCUCAACCUGAGAGAAUUUGCUAACACUAGCCCUAGCAAAAGCAGUACUUCGCAGAAUCUACCGCCGGAUCAGAAUCGCGACCCACUGAGAAGAUCCGGCGGCGAGAACUGUGAAAAUUCCAUGAACACUAUUUAUUUACAGUAUAAUGUAGGUCAUUAAAAGUUAACUAAUUUGACGUUGGCAAUCACCGACCCGGCCUAACCUUAUUUACGCUUUUUAUGGAACUACCGUUUCAUUCUAAAUAAUGGUGUAUUUAGCGCCAAAAAAAUAUAUUUGUCACCUAAAUAAUAUAUCAAUACACUUACAAGUUUAUUAUUAGGCAUAAUGAUAGUUAUUAAUGUUGAUAAACAAAGUGAUCUUCUAUUUCGACUACUAAAGUAAGGAGCACAAUCUCUGUGUUUUAAAAAGUAUCCGCUCAAAAGGAGCCAAUUAAGGUGGCGCCACUGUCGCAAGAGGAAUGAUUUUAAAAACAGCGCCAUAACCUAUGAAAGUAGGAUACUAAAUCACGAAGGAAAGAAACACUUCCUACGUAAAUUAUAAUAAAAAUAAAUAGUUGAAAUUUUCAAUACUGUGUAUUUUCUUUAACUACACAAGUUACAAUAAUAUUAAAAUUUUAAAUUCAACACACUACACUCUGUUUACAACUGCCAUAUUCAUUAUCAUUUUCAUUUCCUAAACUAGCGUUAUUUCGGUGAGUCUUGCAAAAACAACUUGCUGUUUACAGGCGGAAACUUUUUCAACUUGGGGGCAAGUAUACAAGAUGAUCCUCCUUACUUCUACCCUUCAUAUAAUAAAUAACUUAAAUACGUUUAUUUAUAUUAAUAGAUAAUUCCUUGAAUUUGAACAUUUCUAUAGAAAACAUAUAGGUAAUUUCGACGAUUGAUAUUUGUCAAAGUUGAUGUUAUAUAAAUAAAGUUACCGGCUGAGUAAUGUCUUCUCAAUAAAAUUUAUGGCAGCGUCGGUAUCAGUAGAGCCGCCGCGCGACGGGUCGUAUCCACUGUAGGGCCACGCGACUGGUUCUUGAGCGAAAAAUGUACUUUUGUAGCCGACUGUACAAUAAACAUAUUUAACAGUUGUCUCAAUAUAGACGUGCAUCAUUUCUUCUUGUGGAAUUUUGCUAAUUUACGUAAUUUCAGUAAUUCACAGAAUUGAGUGGUUUUUUUUGUUUUUCAAUUUAAAUUUAUACAUUAUUGAUUGUAUUAUAAAUACUAUACAUUCUGUUGCGUCUUCUUAAAUUGCUAACGAUUAACUAACAUCAAUGUUACCAAUUAUGGAAUAUGUAUAAUUUUAAAAUCCGAUUGUAGGAUUGGUUACCGCGCAAUUGUAAUUUUCAUUAUGGGAAUCAUACAAUUUGUAGUUUUAACACUAAUCAUAUCAACACGUUCUGGUACCUAUUUCUACCAUAGCGGGUAGAUAACGGUAUAAGACAAGUGCUACUCGAA
This is a messenger RNA of Bombyx mandarina (wild silkworm), 4271 nucleotides long. RefSeq lists its product as uncharacterized. The record is from RefSeq and is a predicted model, not a curated record. Lineage: Eukaryota; Metazoa; Arthropoda; Insecta; Lepidoptera; Bombycidae. Gene Ontology annotation, molecular function: protein serine/threonine phosphatase inhibitor activity.